AUAUCAACGAUGAUGAUGAUGGAGAUGACGUCAAUGCCAGUGUCGUCACGUUUUCACAGGGCACUGUCCAAAUAAGCCUCUUUAAAGGUAGAUGACAACACACACGCACACUGAGAUACACCGAGGGCCCGAGGCUGAAACUGCGUGACACAGACCUCUGUUGCGUAACAGGCGUGCCAGGCGGUAGGUUGAUAGGUAGGCAACCGUGUUCAUCCGCUUGUGAGUGAAGAAAAAAAAAAGAGGGAGGGAUGUGAGGAGAGAUGGAGCGGUCGGUCGGAGGGGGCGUUCGGCUCCUCACUGGCUCAUGACUGGAGGGAACUGGCAGCGGCACAAGGCUGCUGAGCACAAACCUGCUCUGUGAAUGUGUGUGAGAGGAGCGUUUUCACCUCCUGCGCCCUGAUACAGCGACAGUGAACUACGGUUUCCUUUGGAUAUGUAGAAGUCCCGGUCUCCUGCCGCAGAGGACGCCAUCGGAGGGAGCAGCACAGCCCUGCAGCUGAAGGAUGGUGUGACCGAUACAGAGACAGACUGAGGGACCAGUCACUACUCACCACUCAGAGGCAGACCAUGGCUCCCAUGUCCCUUCUCUUCCUGGGCUUCUUCCUCUCUUUCCUCCAUUGUUCACAUGCCCAGGUCAUCAUCGCCUCCUCAUCCUCCUUUCCUCCACUCGACCUACCUAUUAACUCUUCUCCUCCACCAACCAAGCAAACUGCUGGAGUCUGGCCCUCUUUACCUCCCAGAGGGCGCAGUGAUGUGCCCGUCAGAGCGACAGUCCGGGAUAGGCUGACAAGUACGAAUGCAGUGCUACAGGGACAAAGAGUGACCCAUCCUACUGCACAGUCCAUUCCUUCUUUUAUAUCUGGCCUCUCUGCAAAGAACCUCAGCAGCGGACCAAUUUUAACCCAACCGACUGCCUCCAGGCCCAGGACUGAUACAGCCAGUUUAAAAUUCAGGGCCUUUGCUAAAGUGGACACUGCUACAAAAGGCUUUACCCCGCCUCUGCCCACUUUACCUUCCACUGCUGUCGCUGAGCUUGCAGGUAACAAGGCAGGUAAUUCAGAGUCAGAGGAUGAUGAUCCACAGGGGUUAGGAUCAGGUAGUUCUCCAACAACGAUGAUGGGGAAGGAGGAAGCACCUAUUCCAACAGUUGCUGAUGAAAUGGCGCAGUAUCAGCCUCAGGCACAGACGGUGAUGUCUAAAACUUCUGACGAAAAGAAACCAGCACCUGAAAGUCAGACUGUGAAGCUCCCACUGUUUGUGCUCACAACAGCCAGUAAAACCACAAUAUCACCAAAGACUGAGACGAGAGCAACACUGUCCUCUGUGGUGACGAAAGCAACACUUCACACUGUAGUAUUAACAGGAGACCUGACAACAAGCACUCCUCCCACUGACAGAGUUCCUCCGCAGCAGGACUCGGUGAUGACCACCACCACUGGGUCUACUGAGAAACAGCCACAGGCUUCAGAGCUGCCAGUCACUGCCCAAAGCCAGAAGAGUUUGCAUUCUAACACCACAACACCGCAAGUGACGACCACAUCUACAACUAGUGUACUUACUACAACACUGGCGGCUGUGAGAAUGUCCUCAAAAGCAUCAAAUCAACCCAACAUAACGACGCAACAAGGAGGGAAUACAGCCAGCACAACAAGGACAGGAAAACCUUCCUUCCUCACCACCGGUGUAGUCCCAGUCACACGGAUAAGGUUUUUCCCCACUUACCAGAGUGGUAUUGGUCAGAGGAACCGCUCUACUCUCCUGGGACAUACUCACCAAGCUCCCCACGCCACUUAUAAUCCAGUCCCCUCUCCCAGUGCCAUUCCCUCUAACAGCACAUUUCUGUACUGGGGUGACCUGAGCCGGACACUGGCUUUCGCCUGGGAGCUUCAUGUCUACGGUUCAGCAAGUCUCUUCCUCCUCCUGUUUGCUGGAGCUGCUCUCGGCCUCACCCUGUCCCCUGCCACAAACUGUCCUCAUCGGGGUGCCGUUGCACUCGCUAACGCUCUAUUGUUUCUUGCCGGAGGCCUUAGGGCUACUCUCUUUCUAAUUGACCCCUAUGGCACACGGAAAUUGCUCCCUCGCCCUGCAGUUAUGGUGCUCUACAACUUGCCUCUACACCUGCUGGUGUGGACACAUGCUGCCCUGGCAUUGUUGGCCAUGAGGGUGGCAGGGGUGAGUGUGUUACCUUCGACUAUGGAACGUCCUCCUCUGGUGGCUGUGUUGGCAGUGUUGCAGUGCACGCUGCUGCUGGCAGCUGAUCUGCUCUCCCCAGCCCUGUCCCCUGUGGUGCCCGUCACCCUGCAGGUCCUGUCGCUGUGCUGGGGCCUGGCUCUCUGUCUGGGUUUUCUCUGCUAUGUCUUCCCACGUAUACGCUGCCCUCCGCUUCCCCACCCUGGAGUCCCUGAACAGAGCACGAGGAAGGCUUGGACAGGGAGCAGGAGGAUAGGUGUGAUCCUGGGGAGAGUGCUGGCAGUGUGUGCAGUUGUGGGGGCAUUGUGCUGUGGGCUGCAUGUUUAUGCCACCUUAUGGCUCUAUGGGCUGCUAGGGGACUGGACACACUUCAACUGGGGAUGGUGGCUGGUUCACUUCUGGGCCCGGCUCUUGGAGCUCUCCUGGGGGUUCUCGCUCCUUCUCCUGGGUUCAUGGCUGUUCUGGAGGCCCCAAGGUUACCAGGGAAGGGAGGAGGGUGGAGCAGACGGCAGAGCAGCUGGAGACCUGCCAUCCCCUGGCCAAUCUGUUGGGUCCACUCAAAGACAUACCUGCUGGUCCAAGAUAGUGCAGAGCCUGAAAGUGAAGCCGUGCAGAAAAUCUGACAGCAAUGGGGUAGGAGGAGGAGGAGGGGUAGUAGUAGGAGGAGGAGUAGUAGGAGGAGGAGGACCGGGAGAGAUGCCUAACAACUGGGCUGGUCAGGAACGUCCUGGAGCUGACAUCAGUAAAAGUCUGAUCAGGAACCAGAACCACGAGCAGGUCACUGCUCUGCCACGCUAUGUCAAAGACAACAACAGGGGGCGCAACCAUAGGGGCCACUCUGCAGAACGAGGCAUAUCUGAUGGCUCCACAGGCUCCCUGCUGAGACUGCAGGCGCUGGGACGUCCUCCUCAUCGCUCAGUGAGUGGCAGCCUGGAUCAGGAUAAGGACACUUCCCUGUCUCUAUGUGAGUUUGAUCUACGCCCCCCCUCUCCCAUCAACCUGACCCGUAGUAUCGAUGAGGCUCUGCACAGGGAACACCUACUGGAAGGAGGCAGCCUAUUUUAUCCCUUCAACCAAACCUCACAGUCUCCCUCCCCGGGCUCAGGGGUCAGCCAGGGACCCUGGCUCCGCAGGAACAGUGAUCCUCAGAUGCUCUCUGAGAGCAGCGAGGCCCCGACAGAGUCGUCAAUGCCACUAGGUGGCAGCGUACUCAGCAGUGUACCCAGCAGGCAGGUGACUGCACCCCCCACACCUUCCCAUCAGGGUCACAGGUGGGCUGGGAACGGGGUGACAAGUGUCCCCUCAUCAGUGUCCUGCCCUGUGUCGCUUCGUCCGACCAGAAUAUCUACAGGGCAUCUAGGGGAGGACGGGGUGGAUGACACGCGGCCAUUCAUCACUCCAGACUCAGAGAGGGUGCGGGGAAGGGCUGGGAGGCCGGCGGGAUCACGGAGUUACCUGGAGGUCAGUCGACAUGACGACUCUGCCAGUGUGAACAGUGAAAUCAUUGACCUAUGAACCAAACCGAGGACAUGAGGACCAACGACUGUACGUCACACACACCCAUUUAACAAACAUUGUUCCUUCAACACACAUAAUAAAAAUCUGUUUACCUUGUGAAAGGGUUCAACGACAGUGUGUUUGUGGAACUGAAGUGUUAAAUCUUUUACUCUGGGAGUAAAAUUGGGAGCUAAAGCACAGUUACUCUCCAUCUAACUCUCCAUUUCUCUCUAACUCUUUUUCUUUUCAAAGC
Paralichthys olivaceus (Japanese flounder) is the source of this 3940-nucleotide messenger RNA. It is a transcript of the gene ogg1, whose product is annotated as 8-oxoguanine DNA glycosylase. Gene Ontology annotation, cellular component: nucleus. The record is from RefSeq and is a predicted model, not a curated record. Gene Ontology annotation, molecular function: 8-oxo-7,8-dihydroguanine DNA N-glycosylase activity; damaged DNA binding. NCBI's taxonomy places the organism in Eukaryota, Metazoa, Chordata, Actinopteri, Pleuronectiformes, Paralichthyidae. Gene Ontology annotation, biological process: nucleotide-excision repair; base-excision repair, AP site formation; base-excision repair.